Molecule: messenger RNA, 534 nt
Organism: Aspergillus oryzae RIB40
Lineage: Eukaryota; Fungi; Ascomycota; Eurotiomycetes; Eurotiales; Aspergillaceae
Exons: 2
Coding region: 1-534 (177 amino acids)
Molecular function (GO): phosphatidylcholine lysophospholipase A1 activity
Source: RefSeq, a predicted model, not a curated record
AUGGGACGGCAAACACCUGUUUACCGGGCAGCCCAGACCUGCAUUUUAGGUUUGGUUCUACUGUCAUUCGCCUCUGCAUCUUCAUAUCUACCAAGAGAAUCGCCUACGGGGAUCAUUUCGAACGAUGGAUUCAGUUUCCUUAAUGAGACAUCACAGUUGACUCCUCGCGAUGAAAAGCCUUUCACCCUCCGUAUCAUGCCCCUAGGUGCGUCCAUUACCUACGGAUACCAGUCAACCGAUGGUAACGGCUAUCGACGAUGGCUUCAUCAGCAACUUCGUCACGCUGGAUGUGCUGGCACAAAUGACGCAAAUCAGUACCAUGACACAACAGUCGAUGUGUACAAGACAGGCGAGCGGAUGGAUGCUCUUCUGACACGUCUGUUCGACGCAAUUCCCGGCACUACUAUCAUCCUCCGUGAAACAAACAAAUGGCGACUGGAAGCAUUACGCCCAUGUCUACAAGAACACUGGUCACGGCGGCACCCAGGUGAAGGGUACAGUACUGACAUAGUUGCUCUUUUGCGACUGCGCUAG